This is a messenger RNA of Rangifer tarandus platyrhynchus (Svalbard reindeer), 1233 nucleotides long. Lineage: Eukaryota; Metazoa; Chordata; Mammalia; Artiodactyla; Cervidae. The record is from the annotation of a GenBank genome assembly.
AUGCACAGCAUGGGAGGCCAGGGAGCCACGGGAGGGCAUGGGAGGCGCACGCAGAGGGAAGCCUGCACCUGCCACUUCAAUUCUGAAGAUCAGAGAAAAGAAACAGAAUCAAAAAUUAAUAUUGAAAGUGGAUGUGGGAAACGGGAGAGAAGCUCUUCCUCCCCGCCCACACCAGAAACAAACAUUAAUGAUCAUUCGUGUGCCCUGAAUGUGAAGGGCACAGAACAUCAGACUUCUAGAAGAAUAUAUGUAGGAGACCCUGACUUUGGGAUAGGCUGCAGUUACCCCAGAGCCAAGCGUCAAAGAAACACCAGACUUUGUGGCUGGUCCUCUGAGCAGCUUCUGAGAUGCCACGAACCCCUCGCCUUGUUCCUCCGUCGUCUGGCAACCCGAGCACGCCGCGGCUCGACCCCGCCCCCGCUGCCACGGCGACGCACGCCGCGACCGGGCCCCGCCCCCGAUGCCAUGGCAACGCAGGCUGCGGGUGGUGCUCGAGCCUCCCAGGCACAGUUCCGCGCUUGCGCUGCACCUGCUGUGGCCGCGGCAACUUCUCAAACCUCCGACUCGGCCAGUGCUGCGGCCGCGCUCUCACGCCGCUCCCUCGCCCACUUUCAGCCUCGCUUUAGAGAGUGGGCACGGACGCGGGAUUUCAACCACCUGCUGCUUGGCGGUCCCCUUUCCAAGAGUGAGGGCAGAGGGACCGCCGGUGCAGAAACCCGCUUACCUUUCUCAGCAUCCCUCCACGUCAGCGGGGUCUCCGGCGGGAUCGCCCACCCCGCGCCGAGCUCGGGUGGGAAGGAGGUCACGGGGAAACAGAAGGGGAACUCGGCCCCGGCGGGCGCCGCCACGAGGACACCUGCGUCCCCGUCAUUUGCACGACAAAGGGGAGACCUUCGGCUGCUUGGGCGGGAGACGGUGAACCGGUCCGGCUGCUACCUUCUCGGCCGAGUUCAGACGGGCUCCGAAGGGCUGUUCAGACUCCACGUUUCCGAAGCGACCAACAUCCAGGGGCUCCUCUGCCGGGGCGAGCACGCCUCCGGGGCUCCGGGCUGCGCUAUUGUUCGCCGGCCGUGCAGGGCGUGGUGGAGGCUGGGGGCGGCCGGAGCCGUUAAAGGCCGACAGAGGUUGAAUUUCUUGCAAGGCUUUCCUCUAGUGCUUCCUCCCAGCCCCUCGCUGCUGCAUAUUCAUAAGGAGGCGGGGCCGCUAGCAUCUCUUUUGAAUCCUCGGGGUUGA